Molecule: messenger RNA, 2370 nt
Organism: Nerophis lumbriciformis (worm pipefish)
Lineage: Eukaryota; Metazoa; Chordata; Actinopteri; Syngnathiformes; Syngnathidae
Gene: asmtl
Product: acetylserotonin O-methyltransferase-like
Molecular function (GO): protein dimerization activity; nucleoside triphosphate diphosphatase activity; O-methyltransferase activity
Source: RefSeq, a predicted model, not a curated record
CGUCUGAUUGGUCAAGCCGCCCAACUUCUGACGUCAUGACGCAUACGUCUGUGUAUGACGUCAUGACGCAUACGUCCGUACGUAACGCAAGUUCCUUUCCGGUCUGGUGUCGGGCAGUGAGGUGACCAGAAGACCGCCAUGGUGCUGAACCCCGUCAUCUCCAAGCUGGCCGGCAAGCUCGUCGUGUUGGCCAGCGCGUCUCCACGCCGAUUGGAGAUCCUCCGUAACGCGGGCAUGCGAUUCGAGGUGGUCCCGUCCUGGUUCAAAGAAACGCUUGACAAGCGACUUUUCAAAGCGCCGCAAGAGUACGCCGUGGAGACGGCCAAGCAGAAGGCUCUGGAGGUGGCGAGGAGGAUGCCCUGCAACCACCGAAAGACACCCGACAUUGUGAUCGGAGCUGACACCAUUGUGAGUGUAGACGGCAUGAUUCUGGAGAAGCCACGGGACAAGCAAGAUGCGUACAGGAUGCUCUCACGGUUGAGCGGGAAGGAGCACAGCGUCUUCACAGGGGUCGCCGUCGUCCUCUGCCACGACAAAGAAAAUGAGGUUGAUUACCAGAUAGUGGACUUCUACGAAGAAACCAAGGUGAAGUUCGCCGACCUCUCCGAGGACUUGCUGUGGGAGUACAUCGACAGUGGCGAACCCAUGGACAAAGCGGGGGGCUAUGGCAUCCAGGCACUAGGCGGCAUGUUGGUGGAGUACGUACACGGAGACUUCCUCAACGUUGUGGGUUUCCCCCUCAACCACUUCUGCAAACAGCUGGACGUCAUCUACAAUCGCUGUUGCCAUGGCGACGCUGCCCCCUGUCCAGCUCCGAAUCAGCCUCCGCUAAGUUCGUCAAGCACGCACGCAGCACGGCCUGCAUGCAGUCAGUCUGGGGAAACGCUACCGUCUACCACCAGCAGGGGGCAGUUGAUACAUGAUGUCCACCCCAGAGAGUGUGGGGACAGUGAAGAAGCCAGAGAGGACUUGCAGAGAAUCAUUCCACUGAUGGAUGGAUUCAAAGCCUCCAAGGCACUGUUUACUGCCUCCAAGAUGGGUGUGUUUGACCUUCUCCAGCGCAGGCUGGCCCUUAACGCAGCUCAGGUGGCCCAAGAGCUGAAAUCCUCCGUAAAGGGAACGGAGCGUCUGUUGGAGGCGUGCGUCUCGCUAAAUCUGCUAAAGAUUUCAAAGUGUGAGGCGCCCCCCGUGUACGAGAACACGGACCUGGCCAAACGCUUUCUGCUGUCCGACGCCCCGUGGUCGCUGCUAGGCUACAUGGCACACUGCAACGACACCGUCUGGCCGCUCUUCAACCACCUGGACAGCGCCGUGCAGGAGGGCGCCAACCAGCACCACAAGGCCUUCGGGAAGAAUCCUGGCGACUUGUUUCAGGAUACCGUCUACAGCGGCCAGGAAGUCAAAUUGAGGUUCAUGAAGGCCAUGGACAACAUCGCCAAAGUGACGGGAAGAGCGGUGGCGACAGCCUUUGACCUGUCCGCAUUUAAGACCGCCUGUGACCUCGGAGGCUGUACAGGUGCCAUGGCUGCUGAGAUCACCAGAGCUCACCCCGGGAUGUCUGUGACUGUGUUCGACUUACCGACCGUUAUCGAAAUGACUCAUCAUUUCCAUUCGCCGUGCGCUGAAGACAGGGUUACGUUCGUGUCAGGAGACUUCUUCAAAGAUGCUUUACCCAAAGCCGACUUGUACAUCCUUUCUAGAAUUCUCCACGACUGCUCCGAUGAGAAAGUGCACUUAUUGCUGGGCAGAAUCGCAGAGAUGUGCACGCCAGGUUGCGGGCUCCUGCUGAGCGAGAUCUUCCUGGACGAGGGUAGAACAGGGCCGAGUCGCGGGCUGCUCCAGGCCCUCAGCAUGAGCGAGGGCAGGCAGAGGAGCGCCGGCGAAUACGAGCUGCUUUUGAAGAGCCACGCCUUCAUCGCCGCGGGUAUCAAACAGACGGGCAACCUGCUGGAUGCCAUGCUCUGCGUCAAAGUGUAACUUUACACCACCGCCGCGACAAAGGUCAAGUUGGUUUUGUUUUUUUGAUCGACAUUUACAAGCCGAACAGGUCCCUAAACACAGCACCACACGUUAGAAGGCGCUUUUGGCGACUAGAGGCAAGGGGACAUCUUCAGCCAAUGUGUCGAAAUCACGUUUUAACGCUCAGACACUGUCCGCCCUCCUUUGCGUUGAACAUGCAGGCCGCGCGGUCCUCAUCGCUGAGACCAUGUUGGACGAGCGGUCCCCUUUACUCGGCCCUGCAGUCCCUCAACAUGCUGGUCCAGACCGAGGGUCUGGAGAGGACGCAGCGCCAGUAUGCAGACUUGCUGGGAGGGCGCUCGGGGUUCACACCAUGAACUUCCUGGACGCUUUUAUCGCCUUUAAACUGUG